AUGGCCUACCCGUACAUCGACACCCCGCGCACCGAGGUUGACGGAAACGCGACGUACCUGACGAAUGGAUACCGCAGCGUCGGAAGACACAACCUAUCGGCGCUUGAUUCAGUAGAGAACUCGUUCCAGACGCCCUCAAAAGAUGAAGAUGUUCUUAAGGUUCUAGGCGACGGCCGCGGGCGCAGCUUUGCGGGAUCAAAACUUAAUACUCCGCGUGCGACUGCCGGCACGAAAUCAACCAGAAGCGCGUUAAAUUCGCGGCAACUUCCAACAAUGGGGGCAAAGGGCGAAUUUACACCAAUGUUGAAGAGUGCGAUGAAGAACAAUUACAUGAAGAAUGUGUCUACGACGAGAGGGACGGGCGGACCUAAGACCCCAUCUUACGCGAGAGGGGGCUACCGGAGCAAUGGCAACACCCCAGGAUUAACCGUCAUGGAAAUGACAGGGAUUGAUGAAGAGGAUGCGACAGCUGACGAACCAACGCCAGUUCCGCAAGUGGCCAGCAGCAGCGUGGCUGGCACACCACUCCCGGGACUCACGAGCAGAGAUAAUGGGGUUCUGGGCGACGGAAGUAAUAUGACACUCAAGGAACAAGAGAAGAUAAUCGAUAAGCUGGACAAGGACAAUUUCGGUCUGAAACUGAAGAUUCACUUCCUUCAAGAACAAUUAGAGAAAGCUGGGCCGGCUUAUAAUCAAGCGGCGCUUCACGAGAAUACCGAACUCAAAAUCUCGAAAUUGACGAUGCAACGCGACAUAUCACGGUAUAAAAAGAGCCUUCAACAAGCCGAACGUGAUCUGGAAGCCUAUCGCCAACAAUUCCAGGACUUCAAAGAAAAGAUGCGCAGAAAACAUACAGACGAGACAAUACAACGCGAGAUGGAGGACCAGCGCGUGAAAGAACUGCAAGAACAAUUAAGGGAAGCCAGGGAUUCCCGGUCAGAAGAAAUCGACAAACUCCGUGACGAUAUCGAGGAUUUAGAAGCAUCUCUAAGGGAGAAAGACCGAACAAUCGAGGAGCGUGAAGAAGAGAUAGAGGAGCUGAAAGACAGAGACAGUCAAGAGAAAGACUCACUUUCCGAGCUGGAAACCGAACUCCGACGAGCAAAAGAACAGCUGGAGGAGCUACAAGACUCUCUUGACCAAGCGAAGUCUGAUGCCAUAGAGGCUAGAACAUCUGAACGACAGGCCUUGGAGGAAAAAGAACGCGCGGAGCAGAACCUUCAAGAACUGCACGACGAGAUGUCGAACAAGUCGAUCAGCACAAAGGGGCUUACUCGCCAAUUGGAGGAGGAAGUGAAGGAACUCCGCCAAAGAAACAGUACUCUCAAGGAAGAGCUGGAGUCUAAAACCCAACAAAUGAACGACCUCGAAGAACGAUUACAGAAUUCCCGCGAGACCACGGAUAGUGAAAGGGAGAGAUUGCUCGAAGAACUUACCCAAGUUCGACGAGAGCGUGAAGUAGCACGCCAGGAACGAGAUGACCUCAACGUCCAGCUUCAGGAAGCGCAUGAUGAGCUACAGCGUAAAACGGACGAGAAAGCUCUCCUUCACACUCGACACCACGCCCUAACAGACGAGUCCAGCAACUUGCAGAACGAAUUGGCCAAAGCACAGUCUAAUAUCCGCGAGCUGCAGGAGUCACUCGACACCGUCAAACAAAAUGCGGCUGAGAAUGCAGAAAAUUUGCGCUCACAAUAUAUGGAGGACAUCGAGCGAUUGCAAGAAGAGAUCGAAUCACUUCAUCAUGAGAUUGAAGACAAGGAAGGCCAAUUUGCCCUUGAGCAAGAUAGAUGGGAAAGUUUGAGGCGUAAUCUGCAAGUGCAAAAGGACAGGGCAGAGGACCAAGCAGCAGGCUUCAAGCGAACCAUUGAAAAACUAGAGCAGGUGGAACACACGCUCACAGGAAAAGAAUCAAAACUGCAAGAAGUCAUCGAUAGUGAGAAGGCGCGGCAUUUUAAUGCUGAAGCCGUCCUUAGCCGGCAGGUGAAGGAGUUAAAUGAUGACUUGUCAGCGAAGCGAGAUGCAAUUGAUGAGCUACGACACGAGCUCCUGUCUGUCAAAGAAGAGCUUCGCCUUGCGAGACGUGCAGAAGCGACCCUUAAGGAAAAGGUACAGUCCUUGGAGGAUGAGGUAGUCGUUCUUCAGUCAAGCUUGGAGGAAGAACAAGAAUAUACUAAAGCCCACACACGAAAAGGGCCCGUUGAGCAAGAGAGUCAAGUGCAGAAGCUACUCGCUGAUAAGCAGAAGCUUCGGGACCAACUAGCUAACGCGCAUGUUGAGCUGCAUGACCUGAAAACUGUCAAGGCCGAGAUUGAGGCUGAGCGAGAUGAGCUUCAAGCGCAGCUGGAACAAGUCCAGAACCAGGUAAGCGACACCAGGUUCGAUAAAGAGAAGACUGAGCUCCGAAAAGCAUCUCUGCGAAUGGAGACUGAACUCAAGAGACUUAAGGAAGACAAAAUGUCUCUUCUGGAGACUAAGGAAUCCCUUGAGAACCAGUUGAACUCUGAAAUUGAGAGAGCCGCUUUGGAGGAAAACCGGUUGUCUGCCGAAAUCGACCAGCUCCAGACCAAACUGCAAUCCGCAUCUGGAGGAAGAGAUCGGGAACUCGCACUCACCAAAAGCAAGCUCCAGCGUUUCGAGAGACGUAUCCAUGAGCUGGAGGAGCGUCUCGAGCAACAGCCGCCAGCAAAUCAGGAGCAGUCGGCAACUGCAGCAGACCUAUCGAUGCUGCGCCAUAGUUUAGAUGAAGUACGCAAACGGGAGAAAGCGUUAAUUCAACGCGAAACAGACCAAAAAGCUUCUAUUCGCGCCUACAAAACGAAAAUUGUCGAGCUUGAGAGGGAGCUGCACGAUGCCACGAUCAAGAAAUUCGAAACUCAAUCCCCAUCAUCAUCGCCGGCAAAUAAGUUGCAGCAGGAUGUCCGGACCUUACGGAAGCAGCUCUCAGAUGCUCACCGUGCCUUGCGAGAACUGAAAUCGAAGAACCAUGACCUUGAACGAGCUGCGAUGCGCGAAGAAGACCAACGAGACCUGCACGAGCUACUCAAACAGUCCACUCUUGAGGCCGAGUCCUUGGCUCUCCAGGUAUCGGAGAAGGAAGCUCAGCUGAACGACGCAGAGUCCAGGAUCCGUCGCGUCCGCGAAGAGCGAGCUUCUUACGCCCGAAAGGCCAAUGCGGCACUCAAGGAACUUGACACCCUUCAGGACCGCUAUAAGCAAACCAUGGAGAAAGCAAGGGCCAAGGGAGAGAACAAAACCAAACACGAAAAGGAAAUGCUCGGGUUAGGCAAAGAAAUUCUCUGGCUUCGUGCACGGCUCAAAAGGGAGGAGAAGUUCCGUCGUGAUCUAGCCUGGGGCAAGGGAUUAAUGGAACUUGGUGAGCGUGUUCGUAUUGCUUGUAACGAAGCCGACCUCCGCAUGAUCUCGGAUAUGGGGGUAAUAGCACGUGACCGCAGCAACCUGCGCAGUCCGAAGGCAAAGUUGAAGACCGCCGUUUCGAUGGUCAAGGCCGUCGUCCGCAUGCAGAAGAUGAGCCGUGAGUGGAAGAAGACGACGAAGCUAGGCGAGGGCCUGAAACGGGCGAAGAAUGAGGUUAUGAAGAGAAGGGAGUUAUCGAAGGAGUAAACUACUUUCUCUUGCUUCUAUCUGCCCUGCGUUGCAACUGAUGUGCAAUUGGAAUCUUCCCUCUCCUUUUCGUUUACUUUUCUUUUUUUUUUUUGCAAGUGAUUCCCCAGCGAUGAUUGUGGUUUGUCGGUUUUGGCCUUUUUGUCUAUUGAGUAGGCGUCUUUUAGGAUUGCAUGACAUGAUUGGUGACUGCCUUUUGUUCAGGAGAGCUCAUGGGUGCUUACGAGGAGCUUUGUUUGGACGUUCGCUGUAUACAUAGACUGAGAAAUUUGAAACUGCCUACCUGUCUCC
Aspergillus nidulans FGSC A4 is the source of this 3915-nucleotide messenger RNA. RefSeq names its product protein pcpA. Lineage: Eukaryota; Fungi; Ascomycota; Eurotiomycetes; Eurotiales; Aspergillaceae. The record is from RefSeq and is a predicted model, not a curated record. The transcript has 4 exons. Gene Ontology annotation, cellular component: microtubule organizing center; cytoplasm. Bases 1 to 3624 code for a protein of 1207 amino acids.